CAGGUGUGGUGUGUGUUGUUUCUUUUGGCUGAGAGGGUUUCUGCAGACAUGGCCUGUGAUGCCCUGCUCCUGCUGACUGGAAACCUCACAACGUAUUCAGUGGAAUCUUCUAAUCAGACAGACACUAACAGUUCAGGAUUCUGUGGCGUGUCUGUUGACGGGCUGGGUACGUGUUGGCCACGCAGCAGUGCUGGGGACAUGGUGACAAGACCCUGCCCUGAGCGCCUGUACGGUGUCCCAUAUAACACCAGCAAUAAUGUGUACAGGAGGUGCCUGGCCAAUGGAACAUGGGACUCCAAAGGAAACUACUCACAGUGCCGAGCGAUUCUCAACAUACAGAGGAAGAGUAAAAUACAUUACCGCGUAGCAGUCAUCAUCAACUAUCUGGGUCACUGUCUCUCUCUGGUCACCCUGCUGUUGGCCUUCAGCCUCUUCCUCUGCCUCAGAAGUAUUCGUUGUUUGAGGAACAUAAUUCACUGGAAUCUCAUUGGUGCAUUUAUCCUGCGAAACGCCACAUGGUUCAUCGUACAGUUCAGCAUGAACCCACAAGUACACGAAAGUAACGUGCUGUGGUGUCGACUGGUGACAGCGGCCUAUAACUAUUUCCACAUGGCCAAUUUCUUCUGGAUGUUUGGAGAAGGCUGCUACCUCCACACCGCCAUCGUCCUCACAUACUCCACAGACAAACUCAGGAAAUGGAUGUUCAUCUGCAUUGGCUGGUGUAUUCCUUUUCCUAUCAUUGUGGUCUGGGCCAUUGGGAAGCUGUAUUAUGACAAUGAGAAAUGCUGGUUUGGGAAGAGAGCUGGAGUCUAUACUGAUUAUAUCUACCAGGGGCCUAUGAUACUGGUCUUAGUGAUAAAUUUUGUUUUCCUCUUCAACAUCGUCAGAAUCCUAAUGACCAAACUCAGAGCCUCCACUACGUCCGAGACCAUUCAGUACAGAAAAGCAGUCAAGGCCACACUGGUCUUGUUGCCUCUGUUGGGUAUCACCUACAUGCUGUUCUUUGUGAAUCCAGGAGAGGAUGAAGUCUCUCAGAUCGUGUUCAUCUACUUCAAUUCUUUCCUCCAGUCUUUCCAAGGCUUCUUUGUGUCUGUAUUUUACUGUUUUCUGAAUAGUGAGGUGAGGUCAGCGGUGAGGAAGCGCUGGCAUCGUUGGCAGGACAAACAUUCCAUCCGAGGCCGGGUUGCCAUGGCGAUGUCCAUCCCCACCUCCCCCACCCGCAUCAGCUUCCACAGCAUUAAACAGUCUACCACCACUGUCUGA
Messenger RNA from Chanos chanos (milkfish), 1263 nucleotides. Its product is annotated as corticotropin-releasing factor receptor 1-like. The record is from RefSeq and is a predicted model, not a curated record. Gene Ontology annotation, cellular component: plasma membrane; neuron projection. The annotation marks the transcript as partial. The transcript is spliced from 13 exons. Gene Ontology annotation, molecular function: corticotropin-releasing hormone binding; corticotropin-releasing hormone receptor activity; corticotrophin-releasing factor receptor activity. Gene Ontology annotation, biological process: adenylate cyclase-activating G protein-coupled receptor signaling pathway; cell surface receptor signaling pathway. NCBI's taxonomy places the organism in Eukaryota, Metazoa, Chordata, Actinopteri, Gonorynchiformes, Chanidae.